AUGGAGUGCACACCAGACGAGCGUGUCGGCUUGAGCCCCGAGGAUGAGCUCAAGCUUUUUGAGGAGAUAGUAGUGGACAAAAUUAAGGCGGAGACAGAUGCAAUGAAAAAAGGCAUGUCAGAGCUCCAAAGUGUGUUGCACAAUGGCCUUGACGGGUGGAGGAGAGAACAGCAAGGCUUCAUGGAAGGCUUCUACCACGAGUGUUCCCAAAAAUUAUCCGCAGAGUUGGACAGCGCCAUGGACCGAAAUUCCCGCCGUCUGGAUGCCAUUGAGAAACGACUGCAAAAUCUGGAGGAAAACAUCACUGGGCGCCUGUCCAAACUUGAACAAAAGAACGUUUCCUUUACAGAGUCGACCCACUCCUCUCCGUCACGCGGUCUGGAGCACCAGGGAGACCUGUAUGACGUCAUCGCAGCGGCCUCAGGUGUCUUUGACGCACCCCCCCCAGCUCAAGGCGGAGAUGUAGAGCCUGUGGAAACGCCACAGGAAAUGGAUGCACCGUUGCCACCACCAGAACCAGAACCCGAGGUCUUGGCGGCUAUACGUCCGUUUCUUCCACGUCAGAUUAGCCGCCACGAAAGACUGAGUGACUGUGGCCCCUCCGACCGUACGUGGGCCAAUCCCGUUGGGAGUGGGUCCACUGUGGACUGGCUGCGGGUGUAUGAUAAGGCCAACGUGGAGCGGAACCCCCCCGUGUGCAUACUUCCCCUUGGCACGGGCAACGACCUGGCACGCUGUCUACGCUGGGGAGGAGGUUACGAGGGGGAAAGCCUGAUGAAGAGCCUGCGUGAUGUGGAGAACAGUGUGCAGGUGAUGUUGGACCGCUGGAAGAUCAACGUGACGCCCAUAGACAAAGACGAGCGCGAAGACCCCGCCCCCUUCAGCAUCAUCAACAACUACUUCUCCAUCGGAGUGGUACGGCUUACUCUUAGCUUCAGCUAG
Molecule: messenger RNA, 942 nt
Organism: Knipowitschia caucasica
Lineage: Eukaryota; Metazoa; Chordata; Actinopteri; Gobiiformes; Gobiidae
Source: the annotation of a GenBank genome assembly